Molecule: messenger RNA, 1442 nt
Organism: Peromyscus californicus insignis
Lineage: Eukaryota; Metazoa; Chordata; Mammalia; Rodentia; Cricetidae
Product: leukocyte immunoglobulin-like receptor subfamily A member 6
Exons: 6
Coding region: 1-1251 (416 amino acids)
Biological process (GO): cytokine-mediated signaling pathway
Molecular function (GO): inhibitory MHC class I receptor activity
Source: RefSeq, a predicted model, not a curated record
AUGGAAACUCAAAUAUAUUUCCUGUAUAAAGAAGGAAGUUCAGCACCCUGGGGCAGAUUGACUGCACCAGUGCCUGAUCACAAGGCUAAGUUUUCCAUCCUAUCCAUGACAGAGUAUAAUGCAGGACGAUAUAGUUGUUACUGUUACAAUUCUGCUGGGUGGACACAGCAGAGUGACACCCUGGAGCUGGUGGUGACAGGGAUGCUCCAGAAACCCAGCAUCCGGGCUGAGCCAGGCUCUGUGAUCACCUCAGGGAAUCCUGUGACAGUCUGGUGUGAGGGAACUAAGGAAACUCAAAUAUAUUUCCUGUAUAAAGAAGGAAGUCAAGCACCCUGGGGCAGAUUGACUGUACCAGUACCUGAUCACAAGGCCAAAUUUAUCAUCCCAUCCAUGACAGAGUAUAAUGCAGGACGAUAUUACUGUUACUGUUAUAACUCUGCUGGGUGGACACAGCAGAGUGACACCCUGGAGCUGGUGGUGACAGGGUCAUCCAGAAAGCCCUCCCUGAUAUCCUCCCAAGGACCUCUCCUGGCACCUGGAGAGAGACUGACCCUCCAGUGUUACUCAAACAUGAGUUAUGACAGAUUUGCUCUUUCCAAGGAGGGCGGAAGUGAUGUCCCACAGAUGUCUGCUCAUUUUACCCAGGCUGGAGAGUCUCAUGCAAACUUUACCUUACACUCUGUGAAUUUCACCACUGGUGGCCGGUAUAGAUGCCAUGGUUCAUACAGCAUCUCUUCUGAGUGGUCAGCCCCCAGUGACCCUCUGGACAUCCUGAUCAUAGGACAACACUUUGUCAGACCCAACCUCUCAGUGCAUCCAGGCACCACCGUGUCCGCAGGAGAGAAAGUGACCCUGUUGUGUAAAUCAUCAAUCCCAGUGGACAGUUUCCUUCUGUUCAAGGAGGGUGAAUUGCAUUCCCACAUGAAUCAAAUAUCAAAGCUCCAAGAUUCAGAAUAUCAGGCAGAAUUCUCCAUGAGUGCCGUGACCCCAUCCCUCGGGGGCACCUAUAUGUGCUAUGGUUCUCAAAGAUCAUCCCCUUACCUGUUGUCACACCCCAGUGUCCCCAUGGAGAUCAUUGUCUCAGGAUCUGCUGGGAACAUCACCACAUCACAAAACAUGUCCAAACCAAAGACAGCCUCAGAGACGCAGGAUCAUCACACAGUGGAGAAUCUGCUCAGAAUGGGGAUGGCAGGCUUGGUCCUUGUGGUCCUUGGAAUAUUGGUGUUUGAUGCUUGUCACAAGCAGAUGUGAAUGGGAGAUACAGCAAUGCAUCUUUUGCAGUGCCAUGGACUGGAAAAUAGAUAUGAGGAAUGAGGGUCAUUUUUGUAAGAAAAACAGUGCUCAUGUCAAGGAACUGCUGUCAGAAAAAUAACAGGGGUCAGUGGGAAUUGGGUUUAAGGGAAAAGUCUGUUUGUUGGGGUGGAGAGGUAUUUCCCCAUAAA